AUGACCCCCCAUCGCCGUCCAGACAGCGACGACGAUGAGAGUUACUCUGAUCUAAGUGAAGCCUAUUUCAGCGACGCUAGCGAGAGCGAAACCGACACUUCCUCUGCCUCUGACUAUGGCGCUGACGCCGCAUUAUACAAAGAUCGCGGCGAAGAAGGUGAAAUAGACAAAGAGGAUGAAGACGACGAAGACGAGGACGACGCCGGACGCUGGCUCUAG
Molecule: messenger RNA, 219 nt
Organism: Arthroderma uncinatum
Lineage: Eukaryota; Fungi; Ascomycota; Eurotiomycetes; Onygenales; Arthrodermataceae
Exons: 1
Coding region: 1-219 (72 amino acids)
Source: RefSeq, a predicted model, not a curated record